Messenger RNA from Colius striatus (speckled mousebird), 2290 nucleotides. It is a transcript of the gene PP2D1, whose product is annotated as protein phosphatase 2C like domain containing 1. The transcript has 2 exons. The record is from RefSeq and is a predicted model, not a curated record. The coding region runs from base 1 to 2253 and encodes 750 amino acids. Lineage: Eukaryota; Metazoa; Chordata; Aves; Coliiformes; Coliidae. Gene Ontology annotation, biological process: protein dephosphorylation. Gene Ontology annotation, molecular function: protein serine/threonine phosphatase activity.
AUGACAUGGGAGGAAAAACCACAAGACAAAACAAAUCCACUUGAUUUUGACCAUUCCAGAAAUGAGGAGGAUCAUCUGGAGAAAAUCACAAUUGCACCUGAGAAUGAUUCCAAGUGCAUUUCAAUUUUCUGCUCUGCAUGUCAAAAAACAAUACAGCCACACCACCUUCUCCAUCAUAAAAAAACUCAUAAAGCCCUAGCUUUGCUGGGCUUUGACAGCCCACAAAGAAAGACUGACAAAGAAACACUUUUAGCUCAGAGACAGAAACUAAUUUCAAAAUUGACCAAGAGUCCCAAAUACUCUGAAACGCACAGGCAGAAGAUUGAUUAUUCAUUUCAAUUCCUUAUGGAUAAUCACAUUCCUACAUCAUAUUGUGAACUUGCUAAUAUUAACAAUCCUAGUACGUUCUUGAAAGUAAAUAACUCCUUAAUAAAAGCAUUAUCAAUUUGCCAAGAUAAAAAUUCUGCAUGGCAGGGAGACAUGGAAGACAGAUUUAUUGUGCUCGACAACUAUGGAAAUAGGUCAGACACAUGUUUUCUGGGGUUAGUUGAUGGCUCUCACGGUGCGACAGCUGCAGAAACAGUUGCAGCAGAGCUUCCACUUUUAUUUCUUGACCAGCUUGCUCAAACAGAUUCUUCCUACAAAAAGAGUAAAAAGGGGCAGCAAAUUCUAGACUCUUUUGCCACAGUUAUCAAGGCAGAUUACAGGGAAAAAGAGAUGAUUUUCUCUGAUGAACCAGGCAAUGACAAGACUAAUACUUACGAAUGGAUUCACAGAGCAUAUGCCAAAUCCUUUUGGAGAAUGGACAGACUUUUACAACUGGGAAGGAACGAGGUUUCCAAAGUCCGCUGGAGCGGCUGUUCAGUGGUUACCUGCUUGGUGGAAAGAAUCCCCAGCAAAGAGACAGACGGCACUGAGAAAGGACGAAGAGAACAUUCUGAAAACACCACACACGGUCCAUUAACCAGGGCAGCCAAGGGUGUUGCUGGGUUACUGCACAUUGCUAAUAUAGGCAAUGUACAUGCAGUCUUAUGCAAAAAUGGAAAGAGUCACUGCCUCUCGAAAGAGCACAGCACUUCUAAUGUACGCGAGAGAAAACGCAUCCUUCAGAAUGGCGGGAACAUCAGCACUAAUGAACCAGAUGGAUUAGUAGAGGGGUACCUGAGAACUACGAGGGGCCUUGGAUAUCACGGAGAUCCAGUACUGAAGAGAUCUGUUAUACCUGUACCGUAUACCAUAUCUGUCCUUAUUGAUGACACUUGUCAGUUUCUUAUUUUAGCUUCUAAUGGGCUUUGGGAGGUUUUGGAUUACAAUGAAGUACUUGCACUAACUAUGACAACAUUCACCCAUUAUUUGAGAAUGUAUGAGCAUAUUCAACAAGAUGGAACUUCUCCACGCAAGUGUCAGUAUUUGAUGCCCCUCAUCGAAGCCAACUUAAAUGAGUCAAAGGCCACUAGUGAUCAGCAAGAUGGAACAGAGGUACUGUGUUCCAAUAAAGACACAUUUCUCACUGACUCAAAAGGCAACCUGAAACAAACUAAGCCAACAUAUUCUAGGACAAGGAACUACUUGCAAAGGAAAGAUGGAGUUCCUAAGGAAACUGAUGACCACAAAAAUCAAGCUGAUGCAGAACAGUCUCUUUUCAGUCACAAUAAAGUAAAUUCACAGAGAAGAGAGAUAAAGCAGUCCGAUUCUAGCACACAAUAUGGCUCUGAAGAACUGAAACAGCUCGAAGAUGAAAAAGCUUACCUAUGUAACAAUUUUCAGUCACUGACUUUAGAGCAAGAGCAAACAGAGACUGAUACUUUCUGUGUGAUAGGGCCAAGUCACACCUAUGAACAGCUGCUAGAGAAUGUACUGGCAACAGGCUCCAAAGACACAAACCACCCCCCAAAAGCAUGCCUAUCUAAUUAUGACCCAGGUCUACAACUGGCAGAAGAAAUGGACUCAAAGAUAUUUUGUGACAAACCUACAAGUUAUGCUGCUCAGGAAUUGCUACAAACUGUAUCACCCGUGGGUUCUGAAUCACCGCCGCCAUUUGAAGGGGAUGCAAAAAUGUACCCAUCCAGCUGCAAACCGCAAACAGCAGGAAGAGGCAGAGUCACCUCUGAGACACUCUACGGCAACACAGCAAGGUACAUUGGUGAACAACUGGUGAAGACCGCAUUAGCUGCAGGUUCAAGAGACAAUAUUACUAUUUUGAUUGUCCUUCUAAAUGGAUGUGAUAAGAUACCAAAUUACCUCAACACUUAAAAAAUUAUCACAGGAUAACUGGAGUGACACAGAACAU